GGAAGAGCUAGGCCUAGAGUAGGAGUUUGCGGAGGCGGGGGAGGGAGGACAGGUGCUGAAAGUUUGGAAAGGAACGUCGGGGCAAAAGCGCUGAGGCGCAGACGAGUGGCAGUGUGUCAGGAGCGGGCUGAUGACUCGGGAGAGAGGCUCUGGGAGGGGUCGAGUAGGGGCUACACCGUGAUUCAUGCACAACCCUCUGAGGUCGGGAAUGAUUUUCUUCUGGCUCUACAAACGUGGAAACUCAGGCGCCAAGUGGUUGUCACUAGCCCGGGUCAGCCAGCUGAGCGGGUUUCAAAUCAGAGGAGGGGGCAGUAGGCGCCCGAGUGGAGGGAGGCCCCAUCCACUUCUUCCUCCCUCCCCCAUUGCACAGGGCGGGGGAGACUGAGGCCCGAGGUAGUUAGUCCUAGGCUUUCAGGGCCUCGAUUGGGGCCUGGCUGUUAAUACACCCUUCCAGCUCGGGCUGGACGUGCAUCGAGUCACGUCUGCAAGUGGCGGCCGGUUGACGAUUAAACCGACGGCAGAAUGCUCUUGCUGGGUGACCUCAGGCCCGAGUCCUCCAGACCUCAGUUCUUCCUCUUGACCCCCGGAGUCUGAGGGAUACUUGCUUUGUCCCGCAGUGCUUCAGCCUCACCCCAGGGUCCAUUAGGGUAGAGGGCAGCGGGUCGCGAGCCGGGGCUUUUGUUAUUUUGCUCCACGCGUAGGCGGGGCCACGCCUCUCGCCGCGCCAUUGGCGUAUUCCUCUCCGGGGGCGGGACCUGCGUCUCGCCCCGCCCCUCCCUGCCGUAUAAAUGCGGCGCCGGCGCAGGCAGUGAGGAGUUUCUGGCCUGAUUAGCUAGUGCGCCUGCGCGCGCCUGGUGGGUUCGCGUUCUCAGGCUGCAGAGUCCGCACCUCGCGCCUACACGUCGCGGGUUCGAAGCCAGGGACCGCGCGCCGAGAGUUCGUAUCCCAGCCGCGAUGCUGUUCGACAAGGUGAAGGUGUUCGUGGUGCAACUGGAUGGUGCGAACGCGGGCGCCGAGCCCGUGUUCAGCGGCGGCCAGGCGGUGGCCGGUCGGGUGCUGCUGGAGCUGGCGGGCCCGGCGCGCGUGGGCGCCCUGAAGCUGCGCGCGCGGGGUCGCGCCCACGUACACUGGACCGAGUCGCGCAGCGCGGGCUCGAGCACCGCGUACACGCAGAGCUACAGCGAGCGCGUGGAGGUUGUGAGCCACCGUGCCACACUACUCGCGCCAGACACCGGAGAGAUCACAACGCUGCCUCCUGGACGCCAUGAGUUCCCAUUCAGCUUCCAGCUGCCACCGACGCUAGUGACUUCAUUUGAAGGCAAACAUGGCAGUGUCCGAUACUGCAUCAAAGCCACCCUGCACCGGCCCUGGGUCCCUGCCCGCCGGGCAAGGAAGGUGUUUACUGUUAUCGAGCCUGUGGACAUCAACACACCGGCUCUGCUGGCCCCUCAAGCGGGAGCUCGGGAGAAGAUCGCCCGAUCCUGGUACAGUAACCGUGGCCUUGUCUCCCUCUCAGCCAAGAUCGACCGCAAGGGCUAUACACCAGGUGAGGUGAUCCCCGUCUUUGCCGAGAUUGACAACGGCUCCACGCGCCCAGUGCUGCCACGGGCGGCCGUGGUCCAGACACAGACCUUCAUGGCGCGAGGUGCCCGCAAACAGAAACGAGCAGUGGUGGCUAGUCUCUCAGGGGAGCCUGUGGGCCCCGGGCGGCGGGCACUGUGGCAGGGCCGGGCGCUGCGGAUCCCUCCUGUGGGUCCUUCUAUUCUGCACUGCCGCGUGCUACAUGUGGACUACACCCUCAAGGUCUGCGUGGAUAUCCCGGGCUCAUCCAAGCUGCUCUUGGAGCUGCCCCUGGUCAUCGGCACCAUUCCUCUACAUCCUUUCGGCAGCCGCUCGUCCAGCGUGGGCAGCCAUGCCAGCUUCCUGCUGGACUGGGGACUGGGGGUCCUGCCAGAGCGACCUGAAGCACCUCCCGAGUACUCAGAUGUGGUGGCCGAUGAGGAGGUGGCGGCCUUGGAGCAGAGCCCCUUCCGACUACUGCAGGACCCUGACGUGGGUGCUGAAGGCCCCUUCUUUGCCUACAUCCAGGAGUUCCGCUACCGCCCGCCACCCCUGUACUCCGAGGAGGAUCCAAACCCACCUUCAGAGGCCAUGAGGCCCCGCUGCAUGACCUGCUGAGUGGCAAGUGGAAACUUCAAGGGAUGAGGUUGUACACGUGCUUCCAGCCAGCGUGGACAUGAGUGAGGAUGGCUGGGUCAAGAGCAGACCAGCCUGACUGCACUGAAGUUGGGGAAACCGAGUCUCAGAAUGGGGCAGGGCCAUUCCAGCAUCACACAGAGCAGAGGAAGAGCCAGUCUGGAGUCUGACAUAUCUGGACUGGUUCUCAUAAGGUAUCAAAUGCCCACCAUAAGAUCCGAGAGACUGUUCAACCUGUCUUUGCCAGCCUGUGGUCCCCCAGAAGCCUCCAGUCUGGGAGAGACAGAGCCAGACAUAAACACUUCCAGGCCCACAGGACCAGAGGAAGGGACCAAGAGCUGGGAGAGUCCAAAGGGAGCAGGAAGGCUUCCUGGAGGAAAGGGCAUUUUAGCUGAGGCUUUGGUGCAUGAAUGAGAGCUCAGAGGGCAGGCAAGCAAGGGGAAGGAAAAGUCUAAGAAGGUCAGAGCCGAGUGAUGUGUGGAGACUGCCCCCUUCAUCUUAGAACUGGGGCUCAGAGAGCAAGUGCCUCAGUCGAGGCCACACUGCAAGGUCCGGCAGGCGAGAGGACCCAGGAAUGAGGCAUUCAGGGAAGCAGGUCAUCAGAGCUGUGUGGGGCAACAGGGCAACAAGGGCAGCGACUCCAGCCUUUGAAACCUUUGAAAGCCAGAGAUUCCUGGCCCAGGCUAGGCUUCCUGGGGGUCCCCUCCACACACUCCAGGACGUGAGAGCUGUCUGGGUAUUGUAUGGCCCGAGAAACCCAGGUUCAGAGUGAGACAGACAAGACAAGUUCCAUCACUUGCAAAAUGAAGAUGUGGGGCCCCUUGUUGAAGAAUUCAGAAUUUCAAGACGGGGACAGCAGAGCAUUAAACCAGGCUGCGGGGACAGAGGUCAGCCUGGGGUGACACAGCAGGGCCAGUGUGCUUCUUCUGGGCACCCCCUGUGUCCUGGAGGGACAAAACAUAAUGGGGCAGCUGGACAAGCCCCCAAGUGCAGAGUCCCAGCCCAGGCUGAGGCAGGACCCUUGCCUGGGACUCCACAUUUCCGUUAAGCCUUAAAUUGUUCUCUUUUGUACAAUUAUUUUUUAAAAAUAAAAGCACGGAGGAAGAGA
This is a messenger RNA of Mesoplodon densirostris (Blainville's beaked whale), 3304 nucleotides long. It is a transcript of the gene ARRDC2, whose product is annotated as arrestin domain containing 2. Gene Ontology annotation, biological process: protein transport. Lineage: Eukaryota; Metazoa; Chordata; Mammalia; Artiodactyla; Ziphiidae. The coding region runs from base 955 to 2178 and encodes 407 amino acids. Gene Ontology annotation, cellular component: plasma membrane; cytoplasm. The record is from RefSeq and is a predicted model, not a curated record. The transcript is spliced from 8 exons.